GUCGGUGGCGCUAAUUACCGUGCAAAGUUAAAUGGCGAAGAUGAUUUUUGUACAGACAAUGCGUCGUAAAUGGACGAAAUUACAUGCGACGCGCCAUUAAAGAGGAAACGGAUAGAAAAGCGUGACCACAGCCAAGAAGACUAAAUCGUCUCUCGGGGUACAUAAAGAAAUCGACGUAGGGAUUGGCUUGUCUGACGAUUGGUCUCUUGAUCGAAUCGAGAUACGAUGGCUGCUCUCAGUCUUGCUCUUCCCUUCUCGGCUGUCCUUUACCUGUUACCAUCUGUGCCGAACUUAUCUUCCAAUCUUGGAAAAGUAGCGACAACUGUGAACGAGCAGGCGAAUGAUAUCGGUAUCAUUGACGUGCCAAAAGAAAUUCGCAAAAAUAACGGAAGAAUCGAACUUGAACGAAGCUAUGUGAAUGGUGGCUCUUUAUAUCCGUUGGGAAUAAUAAAACCCAUAAUAGGUUCCUUGAACGACGCGACCAGACUCAAUGUGGGUUUUCAGGCUAAAGUAGAAUCGAAAAAACAUUCCGAUCAUGCAGGCAUCUCGACGAAUAUCGAGCUCGCGAAACAAUCGCAAUGGUCGCACGACGAUUUGCCAUUGAACGAGCAUAAGAAACUUUCGACGGAAGAGGAGCGAAUUAAAAGCCUAACGAGAGCUUUUAAAAACGGAAAGGACGCGAAUAUUCUUCACCUCUAUGUCCCGGAUAUUACAGAUGCGUUAGCAACGGAAAAGUCCGCCAAGGCGAAUACGCAGCUCGGAUCGGACGUCGUGUCGAAAGACACGGAUGAAAAAAAUAAUGCCGAUAAUCGCGUUAAAAAAAAGAACAAUUAUAUCCGACUCUGUAGAUCAAUUGACGAAUCGACGGCGAGUCUGAUUCAGAAAUUACGCGGUAAGGAUUGCGUGAAACUUCCGAAAAGCGAAUUUUAUCUCGAGCAAGAUACAAAGGAUACGAAUCGGAAGGAAAGCACCAUUAGAAUGACAGGAUUAAAAAUCGGGACAAAGAUUAACAAUGAAAAGGAUCAUAAAGACUCCACAAGUGAAAGUGACGAGUAUAAACAGGAAAACGGAACGACAGAAAGUUCGAUCGCGGAAGCUUCUAUUGCAGACGAUUCGAUCAAUUACGAAGAACUGAUUCCAAAAAUUAAUAAACUUGGAAUGGGUCUGAACAUCAAGAAACCGAUGAUCGAUAGGAAAAUCGGUAAACUCGCGCUAUCUACUACUAUCUACUAAAAAUGUGAGAAAAUUGUAAUUAACA
This is a messenger RNA of Cataglyphis hispanica, 1258 nucleotides long. RefSeq lists its product as uncharacterized. Lineage: Eukaryota; Metazoa; Arthropoda; Insecta; Hymenoptera; Formicidae. The record is from RefSeq and is a predicted model, not a curated record. The transcript has 3 exons. The coding region runs from base 226 to 1233 and encodes 335 amino acids.